Messenger RNA from Penicillium longicatenatum, 1038 nucleotides. RefSeq names its product isopenicillin N synthase family dioxygenase. The coding region runs from base 1 to 1038 and encodes 345 amino acids. Gene Ontology annotation, molecular function: dioxygenase activity. NCBI's taxonomy places the organism in Eukaryota, Fungi, Ascomycota, Eurotiomycetes, Eurotiales, Aspergillaceae. The transcript has 6 exons. The record is from RefSeq and is a predicted model, not a curated record.
AUGAUGAAUCAAACAGAACCUUCCCAGGCGGCCAAUUGCGAUCAAAUCCCGAUCAUCGAUCUGACGCAUUUAUAUAGCACAAAUACUGAAGCACGGCAGCAACUCGCCCAGACAAUAUACGAUGCCUGUACUCAAGUUGGAUUCUUUUAUGUCAAGAACCAUGGCAUCCCGGACAAAAUGAUCGAUGGCAUUCACCGUGCCGCAGAACGCUUUUUUGCUCUUUCAGAGAAACAAAAGAUGGACCUCUACAUUGGGAACUCUCAGAAGUUCCGUGGCUAUAGUCCUUUAGAGGGUGAGAAAACAACCGGUACAGAUGACGAUCCCAUAUCCGCCGAAGAAGCCACGGGCGUUCUCUCCGAGGCAUUCGAUAUCGGAUACGACACAGCUUUGGAUUUUCAAAAGUCUCCAGAUGCCACUAUUGGGCCCGAUACCUAUGGAUUAUACGGAGAUAAUCAGUGGCCUGAUGAGAGUACGCUUGCAGGCUUUAAAGGCACAUAUAUCGAAUAUUGUGCCACUGUUUUGGAGUUUUGUCGAAAGCUCAUGAGAAUCUUCGCACUUGCUCUAGACGUACCCGAGGAUUACUUUGAUUCGAAGAUUCAAACACCCGGUGUUACUUCUCGGAUGAUGCAUUAUCCUGCUCAGCCUGUCGGGGAAAUGCGUGAAGGUCUAGGAGCGCAUACGGACUGGGAGUGUUUCACAAUUCUUUCCCAAGGGAAGGUACCAGGUCUACAAGUUUUAAAUAAUCGCGGGGAGUGGAUCCUCGCACCUCCUAUCCCGGGAACAUUGGUUGUCAAUAUUGCCGAUUGCUUGUCAACCUGGACAAACAAGACAUUCAAAUCAACAAUCCAUCGUGUGACAAAUGUUUCUGGCGAGGAACGCUAUUCGAUUCCGUUCUUCUUUGGGAUUGACUAUGAUGCUACCGUAUCUGUCUUGGACAAUCACACCUCAGAAGAUCAUCCACCUUGCAGAGCACCUUUCAAGGCGGGGGAGUGGGUCCGUGAGAAAAUGUCCAAGGCAUAUGUUGGCUAUGAAGGCUAA